Molecule: messenger RNA, 5021 nt
Organism: Teleopsis dalmanni
Lineage: Eukaryota; Metazoa; Arthropoda; Insecta; Diptera; Diopsidae
Gene: lgs
Product: protein BCL9 homolog
Exons: 6
Coding region: 419-4948 (1509 amino acids)
Source: RefSeq, a predicted model, not a curated record
UACCAUCAGCAGUAUUUGCGACAUAGCAAACGAAGCUGGGUUGUGUAUAAAUUUUCGAAAGGGAAAAUUUCGUUUUGUAAUAAAAUCCUACAUUAUCCAUUUUGUAGGAAAUAUUUUAAUUUAUAAUUUGUAGAUAUUUGAUUGUUGCGGAAAAAACAAUAAAGUGCUGCUUAAUAUUGGUUGGAGAGCUACGUAUGUAAUACUGAAAAAUCAAGUGCGCUAAUUUUGUAGUAUAAUUAAUAAAAAUUGUAAACACAACUUCCUAGUUGAUAUGUAUAAUGUUUGAUAUAUAGUCGGAAUCUAAGAAAUAUCAACCAGUUUCUAACCAGUAACAAUACAUAUAAUUGCUUUCUGUAUUUUCGUAUAUUCAAAAACCUAAAAUACAAUAAAAAUAUAUUUUGUGCAACAAACCAAAAAAAUGCUCACGGCAACUUCUUUAUCAAACACAAAUAAACAAUCAAAUGCAACUAAUUCAGUGACGUCCAUACAGCCUGUUUCCAAUGUUGCGUCACCAUCAAACAGUAUUAAAAAUAUAAAAAACGAACCAUUUACAUCCUUAUCACCCAAAAUUGUCGAAAAUGUAAACAAUACGAAUGUUAUGGACGAUCGUCCUAAUAAUAAUAAUUCUAGUAAUAAGAAUUUAACCAUGGAUACUCAAAUAAGUCAAACCGCCCGAGAACGGGAUAACUCAUCAUCGUCAAAUGUGAUUUUGAGACAAAACUCAAAUAACAUAGGUUCUUGCUCAACGAGUAUGGCUAUUGUUUCUUCUCCCAAUCAUGGCAGCGAACAUUCAAGUAACAGUAAUUUGUCACAGAGUAAUAUGGAUAAAGUAAAUUCAGAUAUUACCCAAGAAAUUAGCAAUGAUAAAUCGAUUAAGAAAAAAUGUAAUAGCGUUUCCAACCUAUCAGUGAAAGAAGAAGAUGGUUUGGAAAAAAUAAACACAAAUACAAUGACGAAACGUGUUACUUCUGUUACUCCAACCAUAAACAGCACAGCAUCAAUAAAAGAAGAGCCUGAUCGUAUAAAUAAUUUAGUUACAAUAAAAAAAGAGGACACUGCUAUAUCGCCAGAAAUGUCACCCGUUGGAUUUGGAACAAUACCACCUGUUAUUGGAGCAUCAUCGUCAGAUAAAUUUGCACGGGCUGGUACUCCUGUAAAACAAAAUGAAAUUUUGCCAAACAUGAACAAUAAUAACAGCAAUGAAAAGGCGUCAUCAGGCUUAGGAAACAAUAGCAGUUGUAACGAGGAUCUUAAUAUUGGAAGCAGAACUUCAAAUGAUAUAUGCAAUAACAAUAUAGGACAACAAAUUUUAACGACUUCUGUUACUGGAAAUGCUAACACCGGUAUAUUACUUGGAAAUUCUAUGGAGUAUAUGCAACAGCAAAAUCAUAUAUUUGUUUUUUCAACAAAAUUGGCAAACAAAGGAGCUGAAUGUGUGUUGAGUGGCCAGUUUCCGACUAUUAUUGCAUAUCAUUGCACUCAACCUGCGACAAAAAACUUUUUAGAGGAUUUUUUUAUUAAAAAUCCUAUGAAAAUGACAAAACUUCAAAGGCAAAAUUCGCUGAAUAUAUCCGGUUUGCCAGUUGGUAAUUGUGGUCAAGCUUGGUUAAGUAAUAGUAAUUCUAAUUCAUUAUCAAAAAUUCCACAAAAAGUAAAUAAUACAAAAAUAAAUUUUGGUGUUAUGGACGCAGCUGCAUCGGAUAAUAAAUUGCAUGCGAAAACGAAUUUACGACAGUCAAAUAUAGUUGGUUUUCAAGAAACAAGUGAUGCACUUUCUGGUGAAAAUGAUAUUAUGUGCUGGGAACAAUCACGAAAUAAUUUGGAAGAGUCUGGAACUACAGACAAUCUUCAUUCACAUAUUAAAUUAUUAGACGGAGUUGGUACAGAAUCUGCAGUGGAAGUAGCAUUAAAUCGCCAGAGCGUACCUAACAAAUCAAUUAAUUCAUCAGAUAUGAUUUCAGCUGAUAACAAUAUUCCAUCAUUACAAGGUGUUAAAGUACCAGAUGAGAAUUUAACUCCUCAACAACGACAACAUCGUGAAGAGCAGCUUGCAAAGUUAAAAAAAAUGAAUCAAUUUUUAUUUCCAGAAAAUGGUAAUGAGUUUCGUGCAGAAUCAAGUAAUAUGUUACAAGGAAAUAAUCAGCUGGAAAAACUAAGUGAUAAUGUUGGUAAUAACCUUACUGGACUAAUGUUGAACAUGCCGCCUGCGUCAGGACUUGGAACUCAGAUGGGAUGCACAAUAAAUCCUACUUGUAUGCGAAAUAUUUCGUCAAAUUUAAUAAAUCCAAAACAGGGUGAAAAUUUGACGACGGGGCUUGAAGAUGAGGCAGUAAUUGGAAAUGAUAUUAUGAGUGCUCAUGAUAUAGCUGGAAUUCAGUGCAAUAAUAAGAAUAGCGGUAAUAAGAACUCUAUUAGUAACCAGUCUAAUACAAGUUGCUCAAGUGAAUUAACUAUGAAUUCAAUAACAAAUAUCGGCAAUAUGAAUAAUAAUAAUGCAGUAUCAUGUCUUGGAGCAAAUCCUAGUACAACAGGACCUACUGGCAGUGGAGGAUUAAUAUCGAGUUCCCCAGAAAUUGUAGGAUUUAAUCAAAAUUGCAUUGUGAACGAUACAAAUACUGUUUUACAACAUAAAUCGAUGUCAACAAACUUACAUAAUCAAGAUGUUGGCCAACUUUGUAUGUCAUCGCAAAUGGAGUGGUCUAAAAUGCAAAAUCAAUUUUUCGAUGAUAGAAUGAAAAACAAUAAAACUUCAAACGGUAUAUCCAAUUCUUUAUGUCGUUCUACUUCAACUGGUGCUGGGAACUUGAGAACCAACUUAUCUACAAGCAAUACUUCUUCUACUUGCCAAAGUUCUCAGUCUCAAGCAAUAAGAUCUAAUCAAGGACCUCCUCCACCUUAUCACUCUACUCAGCGGUGUUCUUCGGUACCAAUCGCAAUACAAUCGCCAAAUCCCACCAGCCCGAAUAAUCCGACUUCAAAUUUGUCAUUACCAUCACCUCGCACAGCAGGUGGAAUGCCAGCAAAUUCACCAAAUAUGGAUGUGCAUACAAUUACAUCGACUCCAUCGACAUCGUCAAUGACAGCAACUGCAUCUACGGGUAAUUCAACAAAAACUAGCUUUACAACUCAAGAGAAUUCAUCACCAACCAGUAACAAUUCUAAUACCAAUCGUAGUCGGAAUAACUUGAAUCAGUUUAAUAGCAAUCCUAGUACACCAAUUUCAAAUAUGUCUCCAAAAGAUAUAGAGACUUUUACCUCCAAUUCGUCAACUGGUGACUUAAAAAAUCUUCGUCCUAGUCCACAGAGAUCACGAACUCCUUUAAUAUCUUCUAAUAAUAGUAACGUAUCAGAACAAAGUGGUAUAGAAUCACGAUUUCCUUCUGUUAGCCCUGGGUCCAAUUUUCCACAACACCUUCAAAAUAGUGGCAAUAAUGUAAGUCGGCAAACUUCAAUUCCGGUCCAAGGACAAUUGUGUCGACGUUCUGACAAUGUUCCAUUAAAUCCAAAUAUCAGUCGAUCAAAUCCGAAUAAAAUGAGUUUACCUUUUGAUCCAAUUUCAUCGCUUGCACAAAUGUCACAGCAGUUGACAAGUUGCGUACCAUUAAAUUCAGGAGUUGGAAAUAGCGUUUGUAAUAUGGGUGAAAAUAAUAUAUCUUCCAAUGUUAAUCAAAAUAUGGAAGCUCUGAUUUCUACCAUUGAUGGCAAUGUGGACCACUGUAGUCCAAUAUCAACAAACAAUGCAUUAAUACCACCUCAUUUGAAUACCGGUGGACCAUUCGGUACAAGUAACUGUCACAUUAAUCCGAUGAUUAAUUCAAUGGGUCAACGGCUGUUGAGCCCAAAAAUUUGCGGCAGUGGAUUUCCUGCAAAUACAAGUGGAAUGAGAGAAGCGCAUAAUAGCUUUCCUGGAAUGAUGCCUGGGCAUCCCCGUAUGAUAGGUCGAUUACCAUUUGGAAAUUUUAAUGUGUCGUCAAAUAUCCAAGUUAAGGCUAGUACGCCAAAUACAAUACAAUAUAUGCCUGUCAAGCCUCAAAACAAUGGGAAUAACAUGCGUAUACCUCCAAGUUUAGAAUUUCUUCAACGUUAUGCUAAUCCUCAAAUGUCAAAUGCGUCUAAUAUUAUUGAUAAUUCAAAUAUUACACCAAUCACAUCAGGAGUCAUACCUGACCAAACAAAACUAGUUAAUAGCAAUGUUCAACCUGGACAUAAUAUUAAUUUUUUUCAAAAUUGCAAUCAAAUGAGUGUUGGUGGAAGUAUUGGCGGCGAAGACGAAAUAGCAAGCAAUUUAUUGCAGGCACAUGAUAUGAAUAUGCCCCCGUUAAUAGCACGUGGAAUGAGACCUAUACGACAUAGCAAUAUGAAUAAUCCAGUUAUAACAGCACCAAGAAUGCAAGCUGCAACCAUGCCGCAAUUUUCUGGUAGUUCGCAAGAUAGUAUCGAUUGUAGUGAUCUCAACAAUGUAUUUUGUCCACCAACUAACUCACCUGCAACAGCAAAUCAGAUAUUUCCUGGAUCUGGUCAACAGAAACAAAUAAACAAAGGAAUGAGCGGAAUUUGUCAAAAUAUAAAUUCUGGGAAUUCAACUGGAAAUAAUAUGCAAGUUCACAACACCGCCCUUACACAAAAUGAUACAGCAGUUAUGCAAAGUGCUAUGAACGCACCAUCAGCAAUGUUAGGUGCAAACCCGAACAAUAAUAUUAUGCAGAAUACUCUUGUUUUAAGCAAUAAUGUAGGAUCUGCUGGUCCUUGUGCUGUUGGAAGUAAUACAAACAGCAAUGUUAAUUACAAAUCAUUUGUAGGGCCUAAUACUAAUGAUUUAAAAUAUGCUCAACAGUAUCAUAGUUUUCAACAGCAACUGUAUGCCACAUCAACAAGAAGUCAGCAUGUUGGCAGUGCCAACAUAGCCACCAAUAUUUCUGCUAAUGCUGCUUUUUUCAAUAAUAAAUAAUACAAUUUUUCCGAUAACUAAAUUGUUUUGAAUUUUACCAAUAAUCGUUAAUUUAAAUAUAUUACUUACUAUU